Molecule: messenger RNA, 549 nt
Organism: Lepidothrix coronata (blue-crowned manakin)
Lineage: Eukaryota; Metazoa; Chordata; Aves; Passeriformes; Pipridae
Product: cytochrome c oxidase subunit 2-like
Exons: 2
Biological process (GO): ATP synthesis coupled electron transport
Cellular component (GO): membrane
Molecular function (GO): copper ion binding; cytochrome-c oxidase activity
Source: RefSeq, a predicted model, not a curated record
UGUCAAGACUAAAUCACAGGUGAAAACCCAGUACAUCCCAUCUCCCAAACUAUGGCCAAUCACUCUCAACUUGGUUUUCAAGACGCCUCAUCCCCUAUUAUAGAAGAACUUAUUGAAUUUCACGACCACGCCCUAAUAGUCGCACUAGCCAUUUGUAGCCUAGUCCUAUACCUCCUAGCUCUUAUACUCUAUACAGAUUUUAAAGACCUAUCUUUUGACUCUUACAUAUUACCAACUGUAGACUUACCCCUUGGCCAUUUCCGUCUCCUAGAAGUUGACAACCGCAUCGUUAUUCCAAUAGAAUCCCCAAUUCGAAUCAUUGUCACAGCUGACGAUGUCCUCCACUCCUGAGCUGUUCCUAGCCUUGGUGUAAAAACCGAUGCAAUUCCAGGACGACUGAAUCAAACUUCUUUUAUCACAACCCGUCCUGGAAUCUUCUAUGGUCAAUGCUCAGAAAUCUGUGGAGCUAACCACAGCUUCAUACCCAUCGUAGUAGAAUCAGCCCCUCUAGCAGACUUCGAAAACUGAUCUUCACUUCUAACAUCCUAA